GUUAGAAAAGAGAUAACAGGCCCUGGGAACGAGGUUGAUCCCGAUCAGCAGGACGAGUAUUAUUUCGCGCCUAGGCUAGUUUACUCAAUAGAACUGUACCCUUGGCUAGUGUUUUGUUUUACGCAAAAUGGUGUUUGACGUGUCCACAAAAGAGUAGAGGUGGCAAAAGUCGAAAAUCAGAUCAAAUUCGUCUGGCUAAACUUGUCUAUAACCUGAAAUAUUACUAACCCUCGUGAAGUAGAAAUAACCUUAACAUUUUUUUAGAAGAAAAUUCGUUAUGACAGAAAAAGUUUCGAUAUCUGUAGAAGAGGGAAUGGGUGCUAAAAAGCCAACAACAAACAGUAAUUUAAAAUAUGCAAGUUUGGCCAUUCUGGUGUUGCAAAAUGCUGGAUUAAUUUUGACCAUACGAUAUUCUCGUACAUUGACAGGUGACAUGUAUAUAUCAAGUACAGCUGUUGUCUUUGCAGAGUUAUUUAAAUUGGUAGCCUGCUUGUUUCUGACAUUUUUGGAGAUAAAAGAUGUUCCAAGCUGGUUUAGAUAUCUUCAUCAAAAUAUUUUUGCUGAUCCUAUGGCAACCAUUAAAGUUGCAGUUCCUUCAUUUAUUUAUGUUAUUCAAAAUAAUCUUCAGUUUGUAGCAAUAUCCAAUCUUGAUGCAGCAACCUUCCAAGUAACGUACCAGUUAAAGGUUCUGACCACUGCAAUUUUUUCUGUGUUUAUGUUGAACAAAACAUUGAGCAAAAUGCAAUGGUUUUCCUUGUUUCUGCUUUUCUCGGGCAUUGCACUUGUGCAGUUACAACCAAGCCAGUUAAAAGCCAAAAAUCCUGAUGACACACAAAAUCCAAUGAUUGGGUUUCUAGCAGUACUUGUAUCUAGUGUUUGUUCUGGUUUUGCUGGCGUUUAUUUUGAGAAGAUCUUAAAAGGUACUGGAAGUGGUCAAGGAGUGAGCAUUUGGUUACGUAACAUCCAACUUGGUAUGUUUGGAACACUUUUGGGAAUAAUAGGAAUGAUGUUUAAUGAUGGUGCUAAAAUCAGAGAAAAGGGGGUGUUAUAUGGUUACAGCAACUUAGUUUGGUUUGUAAUAUUUAUGCAAGCUUUUGGUGGAUUACUAGUAGCAGUUGUUGUGAAAUAUGCUGAUAACAUUUUAAAAGGAUUUGCAACAUCUAUUGCUAUUAUCGUAUCUUGUAUUGUGUCGAUUUAUGUGUUUAACUUUGUUCUUAGUUUGCAGUUCUGUCUAGGAACAUUGCUUGUAAUGACAGCAAUCUUUUUUUACGGUAGGCCACAAAAGUAGAUCGCAAAGUAAAUCAAAUAAUUUUUGCAACAAAGAAAAGUAAUAUAAAAAUUUUUGCCAAAUAACCGCAAUCUUGGGAACUCUGAGUAAAAUAGGUAGUAAUUUAAGAAAAGGGGGUUAUUUUAAUUUAGGUUCUAAGAUACAGUGUCAAGUGCAAUGGUAAGAAUCGGUUAACCAGUUCCUGCACCUCUUUUGGAAAUAAUUUUUUUUCUUAAAUUAGCCUUACUUUGUUUUUCAAAUUUUGCUUGAGGCUCAGGCAUUUUUUAAUUAUUUUAGAAUACUUUUUAUUACAAAUUUUGCAAUGCAAAAUCUAAGCAAAAGUUAUGUAAAAACUCCUGCUUUUUAAAAGAGAUUUUCCAAUUUUUUGUUGUUGUUGUUUUCAACCUAGCUAUUGCCUCACUGUCCUUAUAUACAAAGAUGUAACAGCAGUCCUAAACAUAGAAUCAACAUAAGCGAAAGAAACGCUUGUGGUUAACAUUUCACGAUUGAUUCAAGCAUUUAUCCGAGCCUGUUGCUUUUUAGGCAUUUUGAUAGGCGUUUCAUAUCAGUUUUCUAAAGGGUCAAAUCAUUUUUUGUGUGCCGUAUUCGUUACUCAAGAAUUUCCCUACAAUUUAUAUAUUUUUAAAAAUUGAAGUGUUACAAACUUCAGACAAAACCUAGUUCAGUGACAUUUUUUAACUCAAUAGAUUUUUAAAAUCAGUUUUUGGUUCAGUUUCUGUGAUCAGAUGAGUUGUUAUUUAUUUAUUUAUAUUUAGUUGUUAGUGUUGUUUUGUGUUUUUUAUAUUUUUAAACAUGUGCUCAUUAUUUGUGCUGGGUUGCACAUCGAAAUUAAUAUAAUGUCAGAGUGCAUAAAUAAUUUUUUUGCAGUGUUAGCCAUAAAUAAAUCGUCCGAUAGGAAAUAGCAUUUUGUUUUCUCGAAAGUCGUGCAUACUACCCUGUAUUGAGUGAAACAGAACCCUCCCGUAUAUAAAUAAAUAAAUGGAUGCUUGGAAAACUCUAAUUCAGGAAUGCAGUGUUCUUUCUAAGCCUAGGGUAAGGUAGGGUUAAUUGUACUGUAAUGGUCCAUUUAAUAGAGUUAUACUUUCGCAGUUCAAUUUUUUAAAUUUUUUUAAUCAAUCGCCAUCUUUUUCACAAAUCUCAUCAUAUAUAUUUUUACAUACUUUUAACAUAUUCAGUCGUAGAAUAUAUACAGUUACUGUAUUUAUCUUUGUUUAAAAAAUAAACUUACAGUGUGAACGAUCUUUCCUCCAAGGAACGAUGAUGAAGUAUUAACGUUGUAUUUAUGUAUUGUGAGUGAAAGCGAUUAUUCAGUAAAGAAA
Molecule: messenger RNA, 2607 nt
Organism: Hydractinia symbiolongicarpus
Lineage: Eukaryota; Metazoa; Cnidaria; Hydrozoa; Anthoathecata; Hydractiniidae
Product: UDP-galactose translocator-like
Exons: 3
Coding region: 278-1288 (336 amino acids)
Biological process (GO): pyrimidine nucleotide-sugar transmembrane transport
Cellular component (GO): Golgi membrane
Molecular function (GO): pyrimidine nucleotide-sugar transmembrane transporter activity
Source: RefSeq, a predicted model, not a curated record